Messenger RNA from Conger conger (European conger), 1514 nucleotides. Its product is annotated as membrane-spanning 4-domains subfamily A member 4A-like. Bases 261 to 1055 code for a protein of 264 amino acids. Gene Ontology annotation, cellular component: membrane. The record is from RefSeq and is a predicted model, not a curated record. NCBI's taxonomy places the organism in Eukaryota, Metazoa, Chordata, Actinopteri, Anguilliformes, Congridae. The transcript is spliced from 7 exons.
CAUUUGUAGCCAUAUUAAUACAGACAGUAGCUAUCUCCGGUUAAUAAAGGGGUUAAGCUUCGUCAAACUUGCCAUUGUUGCUCAACCUUUCUGCGUGACUGAUAUUUGAUCGGGUGCGGUGAAUGAGGAAGUAGAAGUCGUUCCCGUAAAUUGCUCGGGGAUUUUUUGGAACCAGUUGUUUUUCAGCGCGCAGUGUCGGCGAAAACACUUUACCACUUUAUCGAAGUUUUCAAAGCUCGCAACUGAUUGUCGUCGGCAAGAUGUCGGUCUCUGUGACUACUGUCAAUGGACUGGUCGUCGUCACUCAAGUCUUUCAGCAGGGAGAGGAGAUGAAGAUCCCUUUGAACACCAUUCCAACACCUGCAGCACCUGCUGCAGCGAAACCGGUGGAGUCCGUUGAACCAUCGAGCCCCGUGUCCCCGAUGACGAAGCGAUUCAUCCAGGGUCAACCAAAACCACUGGGAACUGUACAGAUCCUUAUUGGGCUUGUGACCAUUGCCUUGGGCAUCAUGUUACUGUGGCAAAGACCUUUGUUCUGGGGUGCUCCACUUUGGAGUGGAUCGUUGUACGUCCUGUCCGGAACCAUCGCUGUCAUCGCACACAAAGGAACUCGGCCCUCCCUGAUCAACAGCACCAUGGCUCUCAGCACGCUCAGCUGCGUGGCUGCCGUCGCGGCGAUCGUCAUCUACACCGUGAGUCUGAUCACCGUGAGACCGCCCCCGGACGGCAGCGGGUGUGGUCAAGCCCACCGGAACUACGACUACAACUACGACAGCGACAACUACUACUGGAUGUGCCAGGAGAUGUACUGGAAGUACUGGACUGUCCUGGACGGCGUCCGCGGCCUCCUGCUCGUCCUGUCCGCGCUGGAGCUCUGCGUGGCCUUCACCAGCGUCGUGUUCGCCGGGAAGGCCAGCUGCUCCAGCUCCGUCGCCGGGCCGUCUGUUUUGGUGAUUGAGCGGCCCUCGCUAACCGCGGGAGGUAACUGCGGCAGCGACGAGGCGCUUCUGGGCGGGGACGACACCAUGGGCAACCCUCCACCCUAUGACGCCUGAGGCUCCGCCUCCCGGGACCUGGGCGCUUAGCAACGUCCACGCCGUGUGCUGAAAUAACUUCCUGCUUUCUGAUGUCUUAAGGCGGUCUCUGGAAUCUAACGAAGUCAUAUUCUCACGUCGCCGGCUUUUUUAACUUCCUGUUUUUAGUGCUAUUCCAGCGGAGCCACUAGCGGAGCAGAGUGGAGGCUUAUCCGCGCGCUUUCAAAAACCGAAACCUGUUUUUGCACUUGCUUUUUCAUGGAACUUCGGUUAUCACUGAUAUUGGCCUUCUGUAGUCGAGGAGUAAGGCUUGCACUUAAAAUGUAAACAACAUUGUCAUAUUCCAUAUUUCAGACUGCUUGCUUUUGUUUGUUUUUCCAGAAGUAUCUCCUUAACUUUUGUGUGUAAUUGCGUUUGUUGAUUAUUGUUUUCCUUCAUGUUGAUCAACCCUAAUAAAGAUUCACUUUGUCCAACUGGUUA